CUUAAAAUGUUUAGCAAAAAAUUUGGAUCAAUGAAGAAACUAGCCAAGAAAGUGAAGUCCAUAGGCACCAACAUUAAUUCCUCAACCAUGGAGCCACCAUUGUUGUCCAACCAAGAAUCCUUGCUCAAGGUUACUGGUGAUUACGGCGGCGGCGCCACCUCGACGCCCACCGGGACAUUCCCGGUGUAUGUGGGCCCCGACAGGCAACGGUUUGUCGUGCCCACGAGCUACUUGUCCCACCCCUUGUUCAAGAUGGUGCUCGACAAGGCUCACGACGAGUUCGGGUUCCACCAAAGGGACGGCCUCGUCGUGCCAUGCAGCAUCACCGCCUUCCGGGAAGUGGUCGCCGCCAUCGAAUGUUGCAAUGGCCAGUUCGAUUUCGGGGAAUUGGUGGAGGAGUUUCUUUGAUUAGGGAAAUGUGAUGGACCGAUUUGCGCGUGUACAUUGGCUCGACAAAAGCGCUCGAUAUGAUCGAAUUUGCGUGGUAGGUUUCGACUAUAUCGUUCGAAUACAACUUUGAAAUAGGUUACUGUAGAUGGAAUUUUUGUGGGGGGUCUCAAGAAAUGUGAUCACUUGUUAUU
Andrographis paniculata is the source of this 581-nucleotide messenger RNA. RefSeq names its product protein SMALL AUXIN UP-REGULATED RNA 12. The transcript has a single exon. The coding region runs from base 7 to 408 and encodes 133 amino acids. The record is from RefSeq and is a predicted model, not a curated record. Gene Ontology annotation, biological process: response to auxin. NCBI's taxonomy places the organism in Eukaryota, Viridiplantae, Streptophyta, Magnoliopsida, Lamiales, Acanthaceae.